AUGAAUGAUGAAGAAUUUUUUAGCCUUUUAAAUCAAUAUCCAAUGAGAAGUGAUAACCCCUCAACUACUACAACACAAACAAGUAGUCAACCAAAUUUGUUUUCAAUUUUUAAUAAUAUGAUGGGUGGAAUGAAUAGAAAUCAAAAUCAAAAUCAAAAUCAAGAUCAAGAUCAAAAUCAAAAUCAAGAUAAAAAGGAUAAAGAAAGAGAAUUUUUAGUAAAAUUAAAACAAUUUUUAGAUAAUAAUGUAAACAAUCAAGAAGAAGCAGAUUUAAUUUUUACCAAUUUUAAAAAGAACCAUUUAAAAUAUAUUAAAGAAAAUAAUCUACAAUAA
Dictyostelium discoideum AX4 is the source of this 333-nucleotide messenger RNA. RefSeq lists its product as hypothetical. The coding region runs from base 1 to 333 and encodes 110 amino acids. The transcript has 3 exons. The record is from RefSeq and is a predicted model, not a curated record. Lineage: Eukaryota; Evosea; Eumycetozoa; Dictyosteliales; Dictyosteliaceae.